AACCUGAAUGAAGAAAUAAAUAAAUACUGAGGGCUGUAGGAAAGAGAAAAGCCUGAGGGGCUGUGGGAGAACAGCAUUGACAUCUAGAGGCCGAUACAUUGGGUCUUUCUGUGGGUGUUUCCACCUACUCCUUAGGGUGGGAGCAGGGAGGGUUUCACUUGCCAGAAGGGGAUUUCGAACAGCAGUUUCCCAUCGCUGCUAACCGAGAUGCUUCGUCAUUCCGGGAUGGAAUCUAUCUGACACGGGUGUCUGUGGGUGAUUUACAAUCUAUGGCGGCCUCCCCCUCCCGCUGACUGGAUGCGUAGAAUGGUAUGUGCCAGUGGCUGCUCUCAUGCCUCCCUUGCUGGGGUUCCCUGUGUAACUCGAUGCAUGCUGCUCAGUCUCCCGCUAUAUUGUCCUCUCUUGUUUAUGAAAGCCUCCACCCACCGGCCCACCCUAGGUUCAGCAGAUCAUGUGAUCCCGAACUGACUCCUUGGAAAGCAGAAUGUUAAUGCUGGACGGGAUGCCAGCAGUAAGAGUUAAAACAGAGCUCUUGGAAUCUGAGCAAAGGUCACCAAAGGUCCACACUUACCCCAAUAUGGAAGCUGUUCCUCUCUUACUCAACAGUGUGAAGGCUGAGCCUCCCGAGGACUUGUUAUCAACUGAUCAUUUUCAAACACAGACAGAACCAGUAGACCUUUCAAUAAACAAAGCUAGAACGUCACCGAGAGGUGUUUCCUCAUCUCCAGUUUCUAUUACAACCUCAGCAGCAUCACCUUCUUCUAACUCUUCAUCUAGCCGUCCAGCAUCAUCUCCAACAGUGAUAACCCCUGUACCUUCAUCGGCAUCUGUGCCAACAGUAUUAACUCCCGGACCUCUUGUGGCAUCAGCAUCUGCUAUUGGAGGUCAACAAUUUUUGCACAUUAUUCACUCUGUUCCUCCUACAAGUCCUCUGAACUUACAGUCCAACAAAAUUGUGCACCGUAUCCCAGUUGUGGUGCAGUCAGUCCCGGUAGUUUAUACUGCUGUAAGAUCACCAGGGAAUAUGAAUUCUACUAUUGUAGUACCUCUAUUGGAAGAUGGAAGAGGUCACCUUAAAGCACAUAUGGAUUCUCGAGAGCUCUCGCCAAGACUUGUAAAAAGUGACAGUGAUGAUGACGACCUGCCAAAUGUGACCUUAGACAGUGUUAAUGAAACAGGAUCCACAGCUCUAUCCAUAGCAAGGGCAGUACAAGAUUCCGUCUCACCAUUCAGUAUUGAGAGCACAAGACGUCAGAGGAGGUCAGAAUCCCCAGACUCAAGAAGACGGAGAAUACACAGGUGUGAUUUUGAAGGUUGCAACAAGGUCUACACAAAAAGCUCUCACCUGAAGGCUCACAGAAGAACCCAUACAGGAGAAAAGCCCUACAUGUGUACCUGGGAAGGAUGUACCUGGAAGUUUGCACGUUCAGAUGAACUGACGCGGCAUUUCCGAAAACACACAGGGGUGAAGCCAUUUAAAUGUGCAGACUGUGACCGCAGCUUUUCCCGUUCAGAUCACCUGGCAUUGCACCGCCGAAGACAUAUGCUGGUUUGAGUCUGCCAUCAGGCAAGGAGUUACAAAGAGCUGGGUCUCUUAUGUUUCAUGACUUCAGCAGGACUGAAUGUCAUCCACAGUGUUACAAAAGCGAGAUUUACCACCAUAUCCAAAGUGAAAGGAUGGACAGUGACGGACGUGCCGUGCUCAUUACUAAAUAUACCCCGAAGCAUGGAAACUACAUGAAAUAUCAAUACCUCACACCACGAGAUAGAAAGCAACUGUAUCAUUCGGCGGCACUGAAGCACUGGUUUUCCCUUGCAGUUUUUCCAUUUCCCUUAAACAGAGGGUUUUGCAUAAAUGAUCUUAGGAUUGUUUUCUUGA
Xenopus laevis (African clawed frog) is the source of this 1879-nucleotide messenger RNA. It is a transcript of the gene klf12.S, whose product is annotated as Kruppel-like factor 12 S homeolog. Gene Ontology annotation, biological process: regulation of transcription by RNA polymerase II. The transcript has 6 exons. Lineage: Eukaryota; Metazoa; Chordata; Amphibia; Anura; Pipidae. The coding region runs from base 485 to 1555 and encodes 356 amino acids. The record is from RefSeq and is a predicted model, not a curated record. Gene Ontology annotation, molecular function: sequence-specific double-stranded DNA binding; DNA-binding transcription factor activity, RNA polymerase II-specific; RNA polymerase II cis-regulatory region sequence-specific DNA binding. Gene Ontology annotation, cellular component: nucleus.